AUGUCGUACGGAGGUGACCAGGGCGGCUACGGCGGUGGUGGCGGCGGCUACGGUGGCGGAGGCGGCUAUGGCGGCGGCGGUGGAAGCUACGGCGGCGGUGGUGGCGGCUAUGGCGGUGGCGGCCGAAGCUACGGAGGCGACCGUGGCGGCGGAGGAUACGGUGGUGGCGGAUCCUACGGCGGCGGCGGUGGUUUAUCCUCUUUUCUCAGCGGCGGACGCGGUGGUGGCCGAGGCGGCUACUCUGGUGGCGGAGGAGGCGGCGGCGGCGCCCGAUCGAACGGCCCUUCCGUCUUUGUCGGAAAUCUCCCCUGGAGCGCGCAAGAACACGAACUCUCCGAACUUUUCAGCGCUCACGGCCAAGUCGUCAAAUUCAGAAUCCUCGUUGACCGAGAAACCGGCCGAUCCAGAGGAAUGGGCUUUUGCGAGUUCGCUGAAGAGUCCUCCUGCCAAGCGGCGAUCGACAGUCUCAACGGACACGACUUCAACGGCCGUCAAAUUCGCGUCGACCACGCCAAGCGCAACUAG
This is a messenger RNA of Oikopleura dioica, 525 nucleotides long. NCBI's taxonomy places the organism in Eukaryota, Metazoa, Chordata, Appendicularia, Copelata, Oikopleuridae. The record is from the annotation of a GenBank genome assembly.